This is a messenger RNA of Oldenlandia corymbosa var. corymbosa, 2028 nucleotides long. The record is from the annotation of a GenBank genome assembly. NCBI's taxonomy places the organism in Eukaryota, Viridiplantae, Streptophyta, Magnoliopsida, Gentianales, Rubiaceae.
UGUUUUGAAGGUAUGGGAUAUAGGUUAUUAUGCUUUACGGACAUAAUAUUAUUUUUCUGAACGAAAUUCAAAUGUAGAUUAGUAAGAUGAGUAAUUUCGAGCCCAAAAGGGAUUUAUGAUUUAUCCAAACAAGUAUCAAUAUUUAUUACCCCUAUAAAUAAUCCAACCCCAUCUUCAAUAACCAAAGCUCUCUACUCUGUUUCGCCCAUUAUCUUCAAAGAUAUCAAAACUUCUGCUUUUGGCUGUUGUUAUCACCAUACCCUCAUUCAUUACUCCCUUUAUUCUGAUCUUCAUUUCUCAAAAUCAAGCCAAUCAGCUAAAUCCAAUCAUCCUCCUAGAACAGGGAAAUUGUUUUUUUUUUUUUUUGUGUCCCAAUGGAUCAGCCCAGAUUCGUCAUUUCUGCGGCUGAGGCUGAAUCAAUGGCUCAAUCAUUAGGCCUUCCAUCCGUUCUCCACCUCCUCCCGGCCUUGGUACAGCCAGCCCAGGAACUCGCCCGCCCUCCAAUCUCCAACUACCACGUUGGCGCCGUCGGCCUCGGCUCCGACGGCCGCGUUUUCCUCGGUGUCAACCUCGAGUUCCCGGGUUUUCCUCUCAACCAAUCCGUCCACGCCGAACAAUUCCUCCUCACCAAUCUCGCCGUCCACCGAUGCCCCGGAAUUGUUGCCUUGGCGGUCUCCGCCGCACCCUGCGGCCACUGCCGCCAGUUCUUACAAGAACUCCGCAAUUCAUCCUCCCUCCAACUCCUCAUCACAUCCGAACACCCGAAUCUAUCUCCAUCGGCUCUUAAUCAAAAUCUAGAGAAUUCUCUUCCUUUUAAGCCCUUAUCUGAAUUUCUGACCAGCCCAUUUGGCCCUAGUGAUCUGCUCGCUGAAGAUUCUCCGUUGCUGCUUGAGACUCAUCAGAAUGGAUUGUCUUUAAUAGGUGGAGAAGAUGAUAUCCAUCAAUCCGCAGAGAAUCACGCAAUUUCACGCAAUGGGGUCACAAAAGGAUUCGAUCUUGAUGGGGAACAUAAGAAUCUGAGUAACGGGUUUUGUCAUGAUUCUGGAAAAAAGGAUGCCCUUUUAAGAAUUGCAGCACUGGAGGCUGCCAACCUUUCACAUGCGCCGUACAGCAAUUGCCCUUCAGGUGUUGCAUUGAUGGAUUGUGAAGGAAAGGUGUACCGAGGCUCUUAUAUUGAAUCCGCCGCUUAUAAUCCCAGUUUGCCGCCGGUUCAGGCGGCGUUGGUUGGAUAUAUAGCUGGAGGAGGUGGCGGAUAUGAGAGGAUUGUGGCUGCAGUUUUGGUGGAAAAGGUGGGUGCAAAGGUCACUCAUGAAGAUAUUGCAAGGUUGUUUGUGAAGAAGAUUUCGCCUAAAUGUGAAUUCAGAGUGUUUCAUUGUCACUCGAUUUAAGACCGCUGUGAAUAAAACUGUUUGCGAUUCUGUAGAUCAUAUGUUCCCCAAAUCUCAGCUGGAAUGGAAAUAUUUACUCAAUAAUAGUGAAGUUGUUCAUUUUCUCUAGCUGAGUUACUAUUCUUAACAAAGUCCUUUGUUGUGUUGAAAAUUAGACUUAAAAAUCUUCAUCCGGUAUAACCAUUACUUUCUGCUUGUGGAAGCUUUGAUGCCUGUUAGAUCACCGGGUAUGACUUGAAGAUAUGAAGAAUGGGAUAUGUUGAUCUCUCAUUCUGCUUAUUCAGAAGUAUUAUCUCAGAUCACAACUGGUGCAGGUUGACUGAAGCGUAACUUUUUUUUUAGAUGGGUUUUAUUGGCCUCUCAUUGUCAAUUUGAUCAAUUGUAUAUUCCAAUUUGUUUGCAUCAUUGGACCUAACCUUCUUACUGCUUUCUGAUUAUAGCUAUUGAGGUAGAUGGAUACCAAAUGUUGAAUUGUAGCAACUUUGGCCUUUUAAUCUUUCUUUCUUAAUAAUAUUUCACUUCUCCUUUUCUUCUCACUUUUUGAUGGGCUUUUGUUUGGAAGACAUUCUAAAUGGAUGACAAUCUCCCAUCAAGAUAAGUUUUAUAGUAGAUAUAUAAUCAUUGGUUGGUUAUAAAAGCC